AUGAGCGGCUUCAGCACUUUGGCUUGCCUGGGAGUGUUGGUCGUGGCUGUGAUCGGCAACAAGAUGCUGGAUGACUGCUUGACUUCCAAACGUAAAUUCAGCAUGAACGUGGUGCUGCUGGAGGACAACAUGUACACCUCAGUGCAGACGGCGGUCAAACAAGCCAUCCUGGCGGACGCGGCGGAGAACCUUAAAGAGAAAUUAAACUUCACGCUGACGGCCAACUUCCACGGCUUCAACACCACUUUGUACAACCGGCAGGGCUGCGGGAGCAGCACCUGCGAGGGCGUCGCCAUCCUCAAGAUGCUGCACAAAAAAGGCGAAGCUGGGUGUGUUAUGCUGGGUCCUUCCUGCACGUACGCUACCUUCCAGUUAGUGGAUGACGAGAUUGGCCUGACCCUCAGCAUUCCGAUCAUUUCCGCCGGGAGCUUCGGCCUCUCUUGCGACUACAAGCCCAAACUGACUCGGAUCUUGCCGCCGGCACGGAAGAUCUCGUACAUGUUCUCCCAUUUUCUGAUGGAGAAGUUGCCGUUCAAGGAUGAGUGGAAGAACGUUUACGUGUACAAGAAGUCGAUCUACAACGCGACCGAGGACUGCUUCUGGUACACCAAUGCACUGGAAGCGCCUUCAUCCAACUUUGCCACGAAGAUCAAGAGAGAGAUGCUACGUUCUGAGGACGAACUUAAGAAAGCGAUCACGUCUGAGAAAAGACACAGUAACAUUUUCAUCGUUUGCGGCCGUCCCGAUGACGUCACUUCACUGCAAGCCAAAGUAGGCCCCAUUCACAAGGACAUCAUGUUCAUUCUCGUGGACAUUUACAAUCCCGAGUAUUACGUCAACACCACAUCCAUUCAGGGCAUGGAGAAAGUCCUGGUCAUUACUCUCCCAAGGAGGAACUACAACUAUUUACCGUAUAAUGACACACUCAACGACUAUGUGGCCGGCUAUCACGACGGUGCGCUACUCUUUGGUAAAGUGCUGAGGGAAAGGAUGUUGAGUCAGCGGAAUGACUCCAGUAACCGAGGACAUCACGACAUCCCGCUCAGCGACAACCCAUUCGGGAACGUCUCCUUCAGCGGUAUGGGAGGUCACUAUGUGCUGGAUGAGUACGGUGACAGAGACGCGAACUUCUCAAUGAUUUACACAUCGACGGUUACCGGCAAGUACGAAACCCUGGUAGUAUUUGACACGUCACGGAAUGCAACCACAGAUGUGGCCCAUAAUCCCGCUCUCCCAUGGAAAGGAAAUCGCCUGCCCAACGAUGUACCAGAACGUUUAGAUGGGUUGAACUUGCAGGACGUGAUUGUCAUCGUUCUGAGCUUCAGCGUCGUCGUGGUGACCGCCAUCGCUCUCAUCUUCUACAGGCAGAACAGAAAAGAACGUCAAAUGCAGAAAAAGUGGUCUCACAUCAACACUCACCUGAUUUGUCCGCUGGACGAAAAGGAGGUCUCCCUAAAGAUCGAUGACGAUAAAAGGAAAGACAGCACGUACUUCACACGGCGAGGCCGCUACGACAAAAAGCCAGUUAUCCUGAAAGAGCUGAGACACACCGAUGGAAACUUCACAGAGGACCAGAAGAUUGAGCUGAACACUCUGCUGCGGAUCGAUUACUACAACUUGACGAAGUUCUACGGGACAGUGAAGUUUGAGUACGGCGUGUUUGGAGUGUUUGAGCUGUGCCAGAGAGGCUCGCUCAGGUACAUUCUGAAUGACAGAAUCUCCUACCCCGAUGAAACCUUCAUGGACAUGGAGUUUAAAAUAUCAGUCAUGUAUGAUAUAGCAAAGGGGAUGUCAUAUCUCCACUCCAGCAACAUUGAAGUCCACGGGCGCCUCAAGUCCACCAACUGCGUGGUGGACAACCGCAUGGUGGUGAAGAUCACCGACUUCGGCUGCCACACCAUCCUGAGGCCCGGAAGAGAUGUAUGGACGGCCCCCGAGCACCUCCGUAAGGACGGGGUAUCUCAAAAAGGAGACGUCUACAGCUAUGGCAUCAUCGCGCAUGAAAUCAUUCGGAGGAAGGAUCCGUUUUAUACGCAGUGCUGCUACAGUCGUACAGAGAAGAUUCACAGGGUGCAGCAUCCCGAUGGGAUAAGUUUCUUUCGACCAGAACUCAACUUUGAUGGCGUGUCAGAGAAGGAUAUUGAGCUGCACAUGCUGAUAAAGAACUGCUGGGAUGAAGAUCCAGAACGGAGGCCAGAUUUCAAGAAAAUCGAGUUAACUCUGGGUAAGAUUUUCAGCAACUUGCAUAACCAAGCCACAGAGACAUACAUGGACAACCUGAUCCGUCGCCUCCAGAUGUACUCCAGGACUUUGGAGCAUCUGGUGGAGGAGAGAACGUCUUUGUACAAGGCUGAGAGAGACCGAGCAGACCGCCUCAACUUCAUGCUGCUUCCUGGCCCAGUGGUGCGUUCUCUGAAGGAGACGGGCAGAGUGGAGCCGGAGCUAUACGAAGAGGUGACGGUGUACUUCAGCGACAUUGUGGGAUUCACCACAUUGUGCCACUACAGCACGCCCAUGGAAGUGGUCGACAUGCUCAAUGAGAUCUACAAGAACUUUGACAGCGUCCUGGACCACCACGAUGUCUACAAGGUUGAAACCAUAGGAGAUGCGUACAUGGUCGCGUCAGGUUUGCCUAAACGCAACGGUGACAGGCACGCGGUGGAUAUCGCACACAUGGCCCUGGACAUCUUGUCAUUUGUUGGGACGUUUGAGCUGCAGCACUUGCCCGGCAUUCCCUUGUGGAUACGUAUCGGUGUGCAUUCAGGCCCCUGCGCCGCUGGAGUGGUGGGGAACAAGAUGCCCCGCUACUGUUUGUUUGGCGAUACAGUCAACACGGCGUCACGAAUGGAGUCCACGGGCCUGCCUCUGAGAAUCCACGUGAGUCAGUCCACCAUCAACAUCCUGCAGAGGACUGACUGUAAAUUUGAGUACGAGCAGAGAGGAGAGACCUACCUGAAGGGAAAAGGUAAAGAGAUGACUUACUGGUUAACAGGAGUGACUGGAGGAAAAUAUAAUCUACCCACGCCGCCAACAGCGGAGAACUUCCAGCGACUGCAGCAGGACCUGGCAGAGAUGAUCGUGUCCAGCUUGGAAAAGCGUGGCGAAGGCCGAGAAAGCUUCGGGAAGAGGAAAACCAUGUCCGCCAGACGCCGGGAGACCAACAGCAGCUUUCAGGGGGAAAGCCCCCCAGAAUACUUCCACCUGGCUGUCACUGAUGACCCCAGUACUUAUCUGUGACGACAGUACUGCCCCGUGCAGCGUCAGACAUGAUCUGCACCUGUUUGAACAGACACUGCGAGAGGUCUUUGGACCGAGCUGCAGUGACUCACACGGGCGGGCGUGUGGAAACUGAGACCCACAGCGUGCUGAGGCAUCUUGGGAGUUAUUUUGGCAUCCUGUUGAUUCUUCAUGCUGCCCAGCCUUCCCGCAUCGAGCUUUUAAUAAGAGCAAGGGAGGCGUUUAACGACAUGCCAUGCAAAGCGCCAUUAUUUAAAUAGUCCAAAUCUAAUCGGUGAUAUGUCAUUGAUGUGUUUUAUAUUUGUUGACU
Molecule: messenger RNA, 3547 nt
Organism: Syngnathoides biaculeatus (alligator pipefish)
Lineage: Eukaryota; Metazoa; Chordata; Actinopteri; Syngnathiformes; Syngnathidae
Gene: gucy2ca
Product: guanylate cyclase 2Ca
Exons: 27
Coding region: 1-3237 (1078 amino acids)
Biological process (GO): protein phosphorylation; cGMP biosynthetic process; intracellular signal transduction
Molecular function (GO): guanylate cyclase activity; peptide receptor activity; protein kinase activity
Source: RefSeq, a predicted model, not a curated record